Messenger RNA from Drosophila persimilis, 969 nucleotides. RefSeq names its product trypsin beta. NCBI's taxonomy places the organism in Eukaryota, Metazoa, Arthropoda, Insecta, Diptera, Drosophilidae. Gene Ontology annotation, molecular function: serine-type endopeptidase activity. Gene Ontology annotation, biological process: proteolysis. The record is from RefSeq and is a predicted model, not a curated record. Bases 1 to 864 code for a protein of 287 amino acids. The transcript has a single exon.
AUGCGCUGCUCGCUGGAAUUUGCAUUCGGUCUGUCGUUGCUUCUUGUGGCGCUUGAGGUGGGGAAGGUGGCGCCCACUCCUGCCUCCGAUGGGCGCAUUGUGGGCGGCAUGGAGGUUUCCACCAUUGGGGAGUUUCCCUACCAGGCCUCCGUGCAGCUUAAUGGCCAGCAUAUCUGCGGCGGCGCCGUCAUCGGGGAUCACUUUGUGCUGACGGCCGCCCACUGCUUUGAAGACCUGGAGCCCUGGAGCGUCCUCGAUUACAGUGUGCGUGUGGGCUCCAGCGAGCACGCGAGUGGCGGCCAAUUGCUCAGCUUGCAGCGGAUCAUUCCCCACGGCGGCUACAAUCCCCAGAGCCAUGACAACGACCUUGCGCUGCUCAUCCUCAAUGCCAGGCUCAAUUUCACCGAACACCUGCAGGCGGUGCCCCUGGCAAGCGCACAGGAUCCGAAAUCUCGGACAAGGCUGCUGGUCAGCGGCUGGGGGUUCCAGAGCGAGGAGGCAGCCGGAGAACAACAGACUGGUGCUGGUGUCGCCUCCGUCCUGCGCUUCGUGGAAGUGGACCACGUGGACAUCGGCCAGUGUCGGCUCGCCUACCGCCAGGUGCUGCCCAUCACCCAGGGAAUGCUCUGCGCCGCCCGCGACGGCCACGACAGCUGCCAGGGGGACUCUGGCGGCCCGCUGGUCGGCAUCCAGGAGGACGGCAGUGCGACACUCUACGGUAUUGUGUCCUGGGGCCUGGGCUGCGCCAAUCCAGAUUACCCAGGCGUCUACACCAGUGUGACGGCAUUUCGUCGCUGGAUCGAUGCACAGGUGGGGGCCUGGGGCUGGAACGGCCUUCUGGCCGGAUGGAGUGGCCUCCAAUGAUUCGAACGAGGCUCGUCUUGGUUUUUCGGCCCAUAAGUUACCUGAUGCCGACCGCAUUUACCAGCAUUUGCUUUUCUUGCUGUGAUUUCAUUUGAAUAAAUCAAU